Molecule: messenger RNA, 2247 nt
Organism: Zophobas morio
Lineage: Eukaryota; Metazoa; Arthropoda; Insecta; Coleoptera; Tenebrionidae
Product: ankyrin repeat domain-containing protein 33B-like
Exons: 8
Coding region: 57-1658 (533 amino acids)
Molecular function (GO): protein binding
Source: RefSeq, a predicted model, not a curated record
CCAAGUCUACGCGAAAAAUAAAAAUUGACGUUUUUGGAGAAAAAGCGCUUUUUUGGAUGCACAGUGCUCCCUGCGAUGCGGAAGUGAGGACGAUCGGGAAGGUUCUGGCCGGGAUGGUGGUGUCCAGAGACAGCUCGUUAAUCCGGCCCUGCAUCAAAGAGGUAAUUUUCGUUGCGGGGGUCCAUAACCAGCAGUCGGCACGACCCAUUACUAAAAGGGUUGCUGAACUGCCGUCGUUGCGAUAUGGGGCAAUUGCGACGAAGACGACGAGUACAGGGCCGCUGAGGGUCAGUUUGAAGCACCACGACUCGGUGGUUUCCAGCAAGAGGCGGUCAGGGACGUAUUCGAACAAUUCGAACGAGAAGAACAACCGGUCGACCCGCCGCGUGCGCUUCACCCUCCCCGCCCCAGAUGGCGCCACCCACUCCGACGACGACGUCGGCGGUGGCGUCGCCUCUCCAACGGCGGGAGACGGCUGGCUGCGAACACGCGCUCCGCCGUUCAGUAAGCGCUCAGAUGCACAUCGUUCAGCAACAAGUGACGAUCAGCGUCGCGCCGCCGUCGACUACACGAUAGUUACGAGCGUCCCGGUGGCGGUAUCGCCCGGAACCAGGAACAGAGUCCAUCCCACGGGAAGGUACAUCAGGGGCACGCUGUCUCCGACGGCCAACGCUUCGCCGCACGCCGCCGCCUCCUCGCCUGGUGGACAGGCGCUGCUGAGGGCGGCGCGCGAUGGGGACGACCACGUGCUGCGGGACCUGCUGCGGAGGGCGGCGCUGGUGGGGAUCGCCGAGAGUGAUUUGAAUGCCGUGGACUGCAGCGGAAGGACUGCACUCAGCUACGUUGCAUCGAACGGGUCGAUAGACCUGUUGGAACUGAUACUACCGUUGCCCAAUCUGGACCCCAAUAAACCCGAUAAUGAAGGCAAUACUCCGUUACACUUUGCUGCUCAAGCUGGACAAGUUGAAUGUUUAAACUGUUUGUUAAGUCGGUGCCGAGGAAUCGAAAUUGAUGCUAGGAAUAAUUUAGGAUUCACUGCACUGAUGAAAGCCGCACUUCAAGGGCGAAACAAAUGUGCCAAACUACUGCUUUUCGCGGGUGCGAACCCGACGUUACGUGACAACGGGCGCGGAUUUCGCGCGGACCAAUGGGCGAGGUUCUGCGGGAGGUACGUGUGCGCGGACGUGAUCGAGAAGCACGCCAGACAGCGACUUCUGGAGCGCAGCACCUCCUACGGGAACUGGGGCGGCGAGAACGAGCUAGGCGCCAGAGUGAUGAUGGGAAAAGUCGUACCCGUGCCGCCGAUCCCGCAGCAAACUUCGCACGGGCUAAAAUCCAAGCUGAAAAAAGUAUUCCGCACGUCUUCCGGGCACGGCCGCAGCGACGACUCCUUCUCCAGCGCCAGACUCGUGACCCAGCUCACCUCGGCGGCGCUGUGCGCCAGCUCCCCCGUGCUUCCAUCGGCCCCAUCCGUGCCCCCGGUGGUGAAGUCGCUCAUCCGGCCCCUCACCGUGCCCAAGCUGCAGAUCACCCUCGUCAACAACAACGGCGACCACCCCAACAACAACCUGAGCAACGGGGUGGCCAAGCCGCCGCCACCCGCCCCCGACUCCAAGACGCCCGUGAUCAAGCCCGGCCGGACCAAGAAGAAGAAAUAGCACCGGUGCGCUCUCUGCGCGCGGUAGAGGACUAAUCGAAGACACGAGAGACUGUGUAGAGUAGGCUGGGUUGUACGAGAUUGUGAUUGUAUAGACAUAUAACUAUUUAAUACUUAUGUAUCGUAUUUGUAAGCACAAUAAUAUAUCGCGAUGUCGACUUUAAAUAACACCAUAAAUCUGCAUAAGUUAAGACUUGUUUAGUGCGGCCAAUAAAUUGGGUAAAUAAACAGGGCAGGGUUUAAUUGAUGGAUGUCUACGAGGCGUAGAUCACGAGUUGGCAGAGACUGUGUAUUAGGAAAAUUGAGGCGGUUAUGAAUCAGGCCGGCGUGCUGCUGGAAACAGGCCAAGACGGUGAUUUGACGAUUUGCAAACGCGAUUAUGGGUUUGCUUAGUCGAGUGUCGGCUGGGAUUCGAGCGAUUGUGGGUAAACGGCGCUUCGCUGCUUCGCCGCUCGAUUUAUUGGUGUACACUGGUUUAUCUUUAUAUCAUCCAGUAGGUUAAGGCUCUACCAUUGUAAUAUUGUGUUUUUGGAAUAUUGACCGUUUGGUUAUUUUAUAAUUUCUAUUUAAUAAACUUAAAUUUUAAUACA